Molecule: messenger RNA, 5011 nt
Organism: Patiria miniata (bat star)
Lineage: Eukaryota; Metazoa; Echinodermata; Asteroidea; Valvatida; Asterinidae
Product: phosphatidylinositol 3,4,5-trisphosphate 5-phosphatase 2B-like
Biological process (GO): phosphatidylinositol dephosphorylation
Molecular function (GO): protein binding; phosphatase activity
Source: RefSeq, a predicted model, not a curated record
UCGUCGGAUGCUACCAAGCAAUACACAUUCAGCAAUGUGCCGGAGCUUAUACAGAGCUAUAGUAUCACCAACAAUGGGCUGUGCUGCCCUCUACGACAUGCUUCUGAGGCACCCAAAGUGGAAACUGAGGAGGAACAGGACACAGAUGAUGAGCCUCCAAUGUCUGAAGAUGACGAAACCGACGCCCUCUCCCUGGCCUCGCCCUGUGACAUCGCCCUACACGUCUUGCGGUCCCGCCUGGAGCAUCUAGACCAGGCGUCCUUGGACAACCAGUUCCUGGAGCGUCUACGGGAGUACAUGGGCAGCAAGGCCAGGCAGGAUUUCGAGGACAUCAAGGCUGGGGCUACAACGGCAAUUCAUCUGAGGCAGCUGGUUCUGGCCUCGGCGAAAGACUUGACGAGGCAGCUGGAUUUAUUCCUCGCCAAGAUUGCGGCGUUGCAGCAACUCUUUGAACUUUCCUCGAUCCCCAGCCAGACAAACCUAGCAGAUGAGGCCACUAAGACAGGCAGUGAUUUGAAGCUGCUGUUCAGCCAGCUGGGAGAAUGUCAGGCCAGGGUCACGUCCUUAGAAAACAAGGCUGUGGCCACCUUCUUGGAGCUCAGCAAGGCCUCGGUUCGAAUCCCCACCACCCCAUCCAAGCAGGAGCAGGAACUGCCCAGCAUUCCGGACUCCGAGCCCGACCCCUUCAUGGAGGGUGCCGAUACCGCCUACAUGUUGGGUCCGGACACCACAUACAUGGGGGGUCCGGACUCCACCUACAUGGGGGGUCCAGACUCCACCUACAUGGGGGGUCUGACCACCAGCAACGGGAUGGACACGCUGAAACCCCAGCAACUCCCUAACUUGACCAUGUCACCCACGGCAUUCGAGGUCAAAGUUGAAGGGCUGACGGUUGACGCCCUGAAAAACACAAAAGUCAAACUGACAGUUGACGUUUCCCACGGCAACCUGUCGAUAAUGAAGCAUUUUGGGAAGGAUAUGAAAGAGGAGAUGACGUCUUACACGCACGACAACAUUAUGCAGCUGAUCAAAUCAAGAGGCACAAACACCAAACUCCAAAUUCGAUUUUCCAACGGCAAGAAGAAAGAGUACAGCUUUGAAGACGCCAAGAGGAGGGAGACGUUUUGCCAACUGAUCCAGUACAUGAAGGUGACCCAUUCCAACAGCAAAGAGGUGGACCAGAUUACGAUUUUCAUCGGCACAUGGAACAUGGGUGCGGCCGUGCCACCCCCCAACAUUACCUCCUGGAUGACGUGCCAAGGCGUAGGCAAGACGAGAGACCUGAGCCUGGCAGCUAUGACCCAUGACAUCUACGUCAUCGGCACGCAGGAAUUCAAGAGCGCCGCCAUCAGCGACAAGGAUUGGAUCGCCCGGGUCAAGGCGGAGAUCAGUAAGCUGAACGGAGUCGGCAAGAAGGAGUAUGUCACGGUUGCCAUGACGUCAUUAUGGGGUCUGAGGCUAGCCGUCCUAGUCAACCCAGACCACGAGCAUCAGAUCAGCCACGUCAGGGAUUCCUUCGUCAGAACGGGCAUCGCAAACACUCUGGGCAACAAAGGGGCGGUGGGCGUGUCCUUCCUCUUCAGCGGUACCUCCUUUUGUUUCAUCAACGCACAUCUUACCUCAGGAACUGAAAAAUGUACAAGACGCAACAACAACUACCACGACAUCCUUCGCGGCUUGUCGCUGAGCUCCAAGGGACUUAGUGUCUUUGAUCUGACCAAUCAGUUUCACCAUCUCUUCUUCCUCGGCGACCUCAACUAUCGCAUCGAGUGGAACGUUCCUGAAAUUCUUGAGAACAUUAAACACAAGAACUAUGCCGUCCUGUUUGAGCACGAGCAGUUGAAGCGGGAAAAGGACAAGAACAAAAUCUUCGUAGAUUUCGAUGAAGAAGAUAUCAGUUUUCCCCCAACCUACCGGUACAAGCUUGGCAAUCGAGACACCUACGACUACAAGAAAAUUAAGAAGACCAUGGUGCGCAUUAAUGAGCCAUCGUGGUGUGACAGGGUGAUAUGGAGGUCCUAUCCAGGCACGCACAUUGUCAACACAUCCUACGGCUGUACUAUGGACAUCACAACCAGUGACCACUCACCGGUGUUUGCUACAUUUGAGGCUGGCAUAGCAGCCACUGCCGUCAUCCCGAAGGGCGGGACCACUCAGAAUGCAAGGAUUGUUUUUGUGUCGGCCAACGCCAUUAUCAACACCAGCAUGUGCGGCAUCUUCUACUUAGAGUUCUUUUCCAGUUGUCUUGAAGCUGGUUCUGCAAAGAGUGGCAUGAACAAGACCUGCUUGCAAGAACAGAUUGGAUCUAAAGUCUCCACCAUCAAGCCAUCAUGGUCCAGUGAAGAACUACCAAAGUUGAUACCUCUCCUGUCUGACUUUGACUACCUGGAAGAGCAGCACAUCCUGGUGGCCAUCAAAUCCAGCGAUAGUGAAGAAUCUUACGGAGAGUUUGUGUUGUCGUUGAAUGAUAAAAUCAGCUCUACUCCAGUGCCGUUCCAUGGCGUACUCACGCACCAGGGACACAAAACCGGAGAAAUCAGUGGUACUGUACAUGUUAAAGCCAGAGAUGAGAGUCUAUACGGAGGCUGCCGAAAAACAAAAACCUACGAGCUGGUCUUGUUUGAAGAGAAAGAGAAGGAAAAAGUAGAUUGUCUUCUCUCACCGGCAGACGCCAAAGGUAAGGGAAAGCUCAAGAGAAAUCCAUUUGCGAAGUCACCGAAUGUAGAAAGCCCGCAGACCGACAUCAGCGAUGCCUUGCUAAAUCCAGUCAGUAGACACCGACGUAUUGGUGACGCCUCGACCAAAUCUCCGCCAGAGAUUGCUUCGAUAGCAAUAAGCAAAGAGGAGGAUGGUUUAGAUGGCGCCCCUCCCCCUUUACCCCCACCCAGGAGAGGGGCGAGCCCGGUGACCCCCGACGUUGUCCCGCCCGGGGACAUGAGCUCCAGGCAGCUCCAACCUCCCAAACAGCUUUCCCUGGAGUCUAUUCUGACAUCCAACCGACCGCCACUCAGAGGGUGUUUAUCCAGUCCUGGUGAUCGCGAGAUCAGCCCAUCCCGAGCCAAGUCCCCUACGCCAGGCUCCAGGGAUGAGCACCUUCAUCGGCCGGAGCGCCGGCUACCACAGCCCCCACCGGAGAUCCAUGAUAGCCCGCCGAGAAUAGACCCAUCCUUAUGCAGCCCUCCAGUUGCUGUCCCCACGCAGCCAUCCUCGACCAGGGUACCCAGGAAGCCCCAACGUCGGCAAUCUCCGGGGAAGGUCCUGGCGCUCCGGGCCCAGUUUGAGAAGUCUAGCUCAACCGAGGACAGCCCGCCGGAGAACGCCAAGAUGUUCCCAGAGGAUGUCGGGAAGCCUCCCUUGCCUCGACGGACCGUAGAAAGCAGACCCUCAGAGGAUGUACUCAUUGAGGGGCUACCUCCACCCCUACCGGCCAAGUCUAAGACGCCACCCAAGAAUCAGAUGGUAGAUAUGGAGGAGUACGAGGUUUUACGGCGGCCGUCCACCAUCGCGGAAUGGCUGAUGAACCUUGGUCUGCCCCAGUACAGCCACCAGCUUCUGGCCAACGGUUGGGACAACGUGACGUACCUGGACUCCCUGACCAACCGGGACCUACUAGAUUGCCAGAUUGAUACGGAAGACCACAGACAUCGCAUGCUGGAUAGCGUUAGGUGCAUGCCGUCCUUAAAAUGAGGUUUUCCUGCAACUGUUUGGAUUUUUUUUUUUUGGUGAAGUGUUCUUGAACUGGAAGGUUCGAAUCUUACUCCAGUCAAUUUUUUUUCCCCCGCCCCUUUUUCUAUUAGUGUCCUGGGUUUUCUUUUGCAAAAGUAGCUGAAAUCCCUUUUUGCUGCAAUUAUACUGUUGGUUUUGGUUUUGUUUUUGGUGCUGUGUUCUGGACCUGGAGGGUUCGAAUCUAUUCCGAGGAGCAGACAUUCAUGUGGGCAGAGCCACGGUCAAACGUCUGAUAUAUCCUUGCAUGCAAAAUUUAUGCAACCUCGUGUGCCAGCCAAUCUGAGUCGACUUUAGAAACUGUGACAUCAUUUCAAUCAGAAGUGUGAAAAUGUUUUUUACUCCUUUUACUUUCCUUUAAAAAAAAAUGCAACUAUUUUUUUAUUUUUGUGCAGUGUUCAGUUCAAACCUUUAAACAGUAAAACGAUUUUUGUUUUUAUAAUGAUCAAGCUGAAAUGUUAUAAGCUCCUCAUGAUAUAGACUGAUCCGUUUGGCCCCGCCCACUAUGUAGAUGGGCGCUUCUCCAGUGCCACAAUGCAUGGCUGUGAUUGGUCGAAACAUGGCAGGGCGGAGCUUAAACGGAUCGGCAAUUGAAAGCAUGUACAGCAUACUCGUUCGGACCUAGCCAAAUUGUUUGUUAUAUCAGAAUUUUGUAUUAAGAGGAACAUCAGUCCCAUUCAUUAUGCAUAUAAAAGCACAGUCGGGACCAUGACUUUAUAUUUGUUAUAACCAGAAUUUUGUAUUAACAGAGUUUGUACUAACGAGAGUCGACUGUACAUGCUCAUGUGAGGCUCACUGCACAUUGUCUUUACAGUUUCAUUUAUUUUCAUUUUGAACCCCCUCCAUUUUUCCUGAAAAAGGACGGCUUAUUUUUUGUACUAAUGCAUAAAAAUUAAUCCAAACUAACAAAAAAAUACUUCAGUUAUCGGUUUUUGUUUUUUUCACAAGAUUUCUUGGCUUUGUGUACUAAAGCUCUUACUGUUAUCGAGAACAUGUAUGUUCCUUCUUUUUUUCUAUGCAAGAAAUUGUAUUUUUGCCAAAAACAAGCUGAAAAUUUGAAAACAUGUAAUGUUUACUGAAUAAAAUAGUGGUUUCAAUUUUGUUUACUCGUCAGAGGUACUGAAUAUAAUUUCAAAAAAAUAUGAAAAUAUUAGUAUAAUAAUGUAUAAAUUUAUAGUCAAGUGCAAGUCGACCAAGUGUACAUGUAUAAUGGGAGUGUACAACAUAUUUGUACCAACGUAUACAAAAUGUAUAUGCAUACUCAAUUAAAAAUUAUUAUGCGAACCAA